AUGCCGUGCAAUCGCACUGAAGGGAUGCCUCGCGGGGACUUCAGCAUUUAUUUUGCCGGCAAGCGCGGCGGAUAUGUCAGAGCUGAGGAGGCAGUGGGAGUAGCUUUGCUGGUGGUCAUUUUGGCAGCUGUCCUCAUCCUGGGCUGCUGGUACUUCCGGCGAAGGAGCGGCUACAAAAUGAUUAGAAGUCCCAGGACAGGGUCACCAGGCUACACACGUGGUCAGUACAGUGAGGCAGGACCCUCAGCAGAUAACAAGAUGGCUCUUAGUGACUUUGGCAACCUCCGAUCUGUGAUUCCUAAUGCUCCUCCUGCCUAUGAGAAGAUAUCAUCUGGGCCACUACCACCUCCAUAUUCCCCCUGA
This is a messenger RNA of Lampris incognitus (smalleye Pacific opah), 363 nucleotides long. RefSeq names its product melan-A (gene mlana). The record is from RefSeq and is a predicted model, not a curated record. The transcript has 4 exons. Gene Ontology annotation, cellular component: melanosome. Bases 1 to 363 code for a protein of 120 amino acids. NCBI's taxonomy places the organism in Eukaryota, Metazoa, Chordata, Actinopteri, Lampriformes, Lampridae.